UUAUCUUUCGUUAUGUUCUGUGCGUUUCUUUUUUGUUGUUAUUUUUCUUAGCAACACAAGAGCAGUUUAGAAGCUCAUUUAAAAACCCUUGUACUUUUGGAAAUACUUGAACUUGCAUUUGUGUUAGUUAAAUCAAACGCACGCGAUCCUGUACAGAUCUCUUUACAUCUCACCCUUUGAGACAAAAUGAAACUGUUCUUGAAAUAAAGAAUAGGUUCGCGCGAUUUCAUUAAUAUAUUUCCUCUCUCUGGCAAGAAACUACUCCCUUAUUCUGCAGUCUGUAUUUUAUUCACUACGCCGCUAAACUUAAACCAAACCACAGUUGACUUACGCAUACAUAUAUGUACCUGCCCAUACACACACACCUGCGUCAACACAAGCAUACAGUCAUAUAUGCAUGUGUGUGUAAAGUACAAAGAACUUAGCAAUGGAUCGCGAUCCGCACUCUCUCGCCGGCAUGGCGUACGAGCGCUAUGGUAUCCUUGUGGAAGACGAGGAAAUCACAAUUGCCAAAGCCGAUGUUAAUAUUCAAACUAUGACUGAUGUUUUACUGCCCUCAGGAUUGGGUGACACAUUUAUGCAGGAACCGCACUUCAGCUCAGAAGAUAAAUCUGUAUUGAAAACAACAGAUGGUGUUUACCUGUCUUCUGAUAAGAUAAAGAAGGAACCUAAGCCACAUACCUUUGCGGAAGAGCGGGAGCAGGUUUCCCAUGUUUCCGCGACUUCAGAUCUAGUUGGUCCCGCUGUUAGGUCAAGGCGUUGGGAACAGAAGCUAGUCCAAAUAAAAACCAUGGAGGGCGAGUUUAGUGUCACCAUGUGGGCAUCAGGGGGCACUUCCGAUGACGAUGAUGUUUACUCCGAGUCUGAUAAUAAUUUGCGAACUCGAGCUUGUGCCGAAGAAGGUGACAUCAUUCACCAGCAAGAAGCUUGCGGUCCUGUUGAUACGUUUCUACACGAGCAGAUCGUAUACCAGCAGGUGUUUAACCCACAUCAAAUAAGCUUAGGUCCAUUAACAACUGAGCAGUUGUACAAGGAGAAGGUGCCAACAGCACCAAUUCACAUUUCCAUUCCCCCAUCCAAACCAACAAUAGCACCAAAUUGUGGACCACAUCCAGUCAUUUCAAUGGAACUGGAAAGUCAAACGCUGCUGGGAGUAGACAACAGUUGUGACGUAAAUACGGGAAGUGAAACAUUGUCAUACAGCUACCAGUCGCUGACUACUUCCGCCGAGUCUGCCAUUUUAUCAGCCCCUCCGGCACAGCUGCUCAUUGAAGAAGCUAAUUUAGGACAGUCAGCCGUCGAGGAUGAUAAGAAAAUCGCCUGCCCCCAUAAAGGUUGCCAUAAAACUUUUAGAGACUCGUCUGCCAUGAGGAAACAUCUGCAUACGCACGGGCCUCGUGUCCACGUAUGCGCGGAGUGUGGUAAGGCCUUUGUAGAAAGCUCAAAGUUAAAACGACAUCAACUGGUCCACACUGGCGAGAAACCGUUCCAAUGUACAUUUGAAGGCUGCGGCAAACGCUUCUCACUAGACUUUAAUUUGAGGACACACGUGCGAAUCCAUACUGGAGAUAGACCAUUCGUUUGUCCCUUCGACGCUUGCAACAAAAAAUUUGCCCAGUCCACGAAUCUUAAGUCGCAUAUAUUAACGCACGCAAAGGCCAAGAGAAAUGGAAACACCUCCCGCCAUGGCACUUGCUCUAACAACGAGGCGGAUCCACACAGCCCACACAGUGAAGAGACUUCGGGAAGCCUAAUAAAAUCGGAAUUGGGAGAUCACGUGUCCUCUACCGCCUCCGACCAUGCCCCAUUUAUAGUGUAUGCAGACUGAUGCGUGUCCUCUUUAGAUAAUUAUAAUUUUAUACAUGUACAUACAUAUUUUUGUAUAUGUAAAAGUUUAUGUAUCUUUUGCCAACACAUUUUAAUUUUGACUUGAUUUAUUUUUUUUGUCUAAUUAAAUCGCAAAUCGAUGAAUUUAUUCACCAGAGCUUAAUUGCGAUGAAUGUAAAAAUAUUAUGGCACAUGUCUUCAGCUCCAUUAUAAGCUAAACCGAUUACAGUUCUGUCAAAGGAAAAUAAAAUAAGAAUACAAAACUA
Drosophila willistoni is the source of this 2093-nucleotide messenger RNA. Its product is annotated as polycomb protein PHO. The coding region runs from base 428 to 1828 and encodes 466 amino acids. Gene Ontology annotation, cellular component: transcription regulator complex; PcG protein complex. The record is from RefSeq and is a predicted model, not a curated record. NCBI's taxonomy places the organism in Eukaryota, Metazoa, Arthropoda, Insecta, Diptera, Drosophilidae. Gene Ontology annotation, molecular function: DNA-binding transcription factor activity, RNA polymerase II-specific; RNA polymerase II cis-regulatory region sequence-specific DNA binding. The transcript has 5 exons. Gene Ontology annotation, biological process: regulation of transcription by RNA polymerase II.